AUGUUCGACCACGACAAGAAGAAAGGCCAGCAGCCAGGCAUCUACCAUGAGUAUGGAUACUCAACGGGAUCCCCACCUCAGGCGAACUAUGCUCCCACAGACGAUGUGUUCGGAGACGAGGAGGGCGCACAGAUCCACUACAGGACCAUGAGCUGGCCCCUUGUGGCCGUCCUCAUGAUAGCCGAGAUCGUGUCGAACGGCACGCUCUCUCUCCCGUCGAGCCUCGCCGUCGUCGGGGUCGUGCCGGGCGUGAUCAUGAUCGUGUUUCCUGGGCGUCUUCGCGACCUUCACGAGCUGGCUCCUGAUCGAGUUCAAGCUGCGCCAUCCCCAGGGUGA
Messenger RNA from Diaporthe citri, 336 nucleotides. RefSeq lists its product as uncharacterized. The record is from RefSeq and is a predicted model, not a curated record. The transcript has 2 exons. The coding region runs from base 1 to 336 and encodes 111 amino acids. NCBI's taxonomy places the organism in Eukaryota, Fungi, Ascomycota, Sordariomycetes, Diaporthales, Diaporthaceae.